AUGGCCCUGCCUUCAGACAGUGGACCGGAUGCGAGGUUCUGGGUAAGUGAGGAGUUGAUUUGAAUGCAAAAACUUGUCUCAUAACAGAAUUGUGGGGGGAUUAGCAUUGAUUGACAUGUUAUACGGAAAAAAGAUAAAUUAUAUGGUAAUGGAUAAAAUAAACGGGAAAAAAGAUGUUAGAACUGAUAUACAUCUGGUAUAAAGUUUUUUCAAUGAACAUUGGACAGUUUGCAAUAAAUUGGAGCGGCUUCAUGGAAAUUGGACAGGGUGAAAUCGGACAGAAAUAAAUUGGACAGAGCGUGGAAAUUGGACAGAUUUUUUCACUGCAAAGGUAGUUCAUUUCGUACGAUCGGAGUGAAAAAAUCUCCCAAUUUCCACGCUCCGUCCAAUUUAUUUCUGUACAACUUCACUCUGUCCAAUUUCCACAAAGCCGGAGCUAUGGCCAAUUUUGUGCCAGGCUCGGGCGCAGCUUGCCAAAGAAAAAAUCCUUGGAAACGAAAAAGUUGAACCCCCGAACCUUGAUGAUAAUGUUCGAAAAUUGUGGCGAAUUCUUAUCAAUCCUGUCUAGAAAACCCCGCCUUAUCUCCGUCUGAUCUUCGUUUUUAACCUUCCGCUAACGUAAUUAGCAGAUUUUAGUCAAAAAAAGGGGCUUUAGAGAGAGAGCAGGAAUUGAUAAUUUUGGCCAGUCCAAAUCGACUUGUUUAUACAGCCGUCUCUCCGAACAUUGUACUUUUUGUGUGGAGCGCUUUUUCAAUCCAAUUACGAGUUCAUCUUGUGAUUUUUGGAGUUUUGAACGCGUUUCGGGAGAUUUUUAGGUAUCUAGUGGGGAAGCUAAAAGGUUUAGAUGUUGAAAUUUUAAUUUUACUGCUUUCAAUCGUCUAUUUUCUAAUGAAUUUGUUGCUUUUUACAAAGAAAUUCUGUUUACUAUGUUGAUCAAGAUAAAAUUAGCGGCCAGAUGAAUCAUUUAUAUUUUUUGAGCUAAAGUAUCAAAAGAAGGGUAGGAAAUGCCCCAAUGCAGCUUAUGAUAUCUAUUUAUGGUCUUUAGAUCCCGUUGUUACUUUAAUUUUGCCUCACCGGCACCAAGUGUAAUAUCGUGUUGUUUUAGAUGCAAAAUUCGACCGAUGAACCGGAUCGAGAGGCCAAUGUGGUCGUCGCAGCGGGCGUUCAGCCUCAGCACAACGAAGGAAGUCAUCUGUUCGCGGAACGCCAAGCUACAGCCCAAACUAUCACAUCCGAACAGGCCUUCAUGCACAUGGUCAAAGCGAUGCUUGGAACUGGACUGCUGAGUCUUCCGUUGGCUUUCAAACAUGCUGGACUCUAUGUAUGUGGGUUUGAGAGUAUUUUGAAUGAAUUCUGCUUUUCUCUGACUUAUUUGGACGUUAUUUUCAGCUGGGAAUGAUCUUAUUGGUAUUGAUUUGCUUCGUCUGCCUUUACUGCAUGCGACAGAUCGUAUUUGCUGCCCAUUUUGUCUGUUCGAGGUAAGUAUUUGAAUUCUUCUUCUGUUUUUAGGCUUCUUCAAGGAAAACUAAUGCUAAAUUCAACAGAAAGAUAAUUUUUUGGGUCGUCAGACACCUAAAAUAUUUUUUGUUCCAGAAACGGCCGAGAUGCAAUUGAUUAUGGAAAUAUCAUGAGAGGUGCGGUCGAAGCAGGUCCGUCGUGGAUCAGACAUCGCGGAUAUUUCUUCAAACAACUCGUCAACUGCAACGUUUUCAUCGCUCAACUCGGAUUUUGCUGUGUGUAUUUCGUCUUCAUGGCGGACAAUUUGGAGGAUUUCUUCCGGAAGAAUGUUGGUAUCGUCCUUCCAAAGUCGGUCUGGAUGGUUUUCAUCUGCAUUCCGGUUCUCGGCUUCUGUUCCAUUCGAAAACUCUCGAAAUUGGCGCCAUUCGCGACCGCAGCCAAUGUGAUUUACUUGGGCGCAGUGGCGAUUGUGGUGUACUUCUUCUUCAGCAACCUCAAAUCGACGGAUGAGUUGACGAAAUGGGGAGAAUUGCGGGAUUUGCCACUGUUCUUCGGCACUGUGAUGUUCGCUUUCGAAGGUGUUUCGGUUGUAAGUUGCGGUUUGAAAUUUUUGAUUCCGCCUUUAGAUCAUGAUCAUCGAGAAUCGAAUGCAAUCCCCGCAGAAUUUCAUUCAAUGGAAUGGAGUGCUGAACACGUCUUGCAUGGUGGUGCUGGCCAUCUUUUCGGUGAUCGGAUUCUACGGCUAUCUGGCGGUGGGCAAUGAAGUGGCUGACACUGUGACCCUCAACUUGCCCGAUGAGCCGUUCUAUCAGAUCCUGAAGAUUAUGUUCGUCCUCUGUGUGUUGGUUUCCUACCCCAUCCAGUUCUUCGUCCCUUUGGAGAGAGUGGAGAAAUGGAUCAGCCGGAAAUGCCCUCCGGAAAAACACACCCAAUAUAUGUACUCGGCCAGGUUUGGAAUCGUGAUUUUGACCUUGGCCAUUGCCGAAAUGGUCCCUCAUUUGGCACUUUUCAUCGCACUCAUGGGCGCUGUCGCCUGCUCCGCCUUGGCCCUCCUCUUCCCACCGAUGAUCGAUCUGCUUGUCGCGUCGGCCAAAAAUGAGCUCACUGUUGGAUGCUAUGCCAAGAAUUUUGCUCUGUUGGGAUUUGCGGUCUUAGGAUUUACUACUGGAACGUACUCGGCGAUCUCGGAUAUUUUGAAAACUUUUGAACCGCAAGAGAUUUGA
Messenger RNA from Bursaphelenchus xylophilus (pine wood nematode), 2681 nucleotides. The record is from the annotation of a GenBank genome assembly. NCBI's taxonomy places the organism in Eukaryota, Metazoa, Nematoda, Chromadorea, Rhabditida, Aphelenchoididae.